Molecule: messenger RNA, 738 nt
Organism: Eruca vesicaria subsp. sativa (arugula)
Lineage: Eukaryota; Viridiplantae; Streptophyta; Magnoliopsida; Brassicales; Brassicaceae
Source: the annotation of a GenBank genome assembly
AUGGCGGCUGCACGAGCAUCAUCCCCAGCCAGGGAAGAGUUUGUUUACCUUGUGAAGCUGGCAGAGCAAGCGGAGCGUUAUGAAGAGAUGGUUGAAUUCAUGGAGAGAGUCGCCGAAGCCGUUGACAAAGACGAACUCACCGUGGAAGAACGUAACCUCCUCUCCGUCGCUUACAAAAAUGUGAUCGGUGCUCGUCGUGCCUCGUGGCGCAUCAUUUCCUCCAUCGAACAGAAGGAAGAGAGUCGUGGCAACGACGAACACGUCACCACGAUCCGUGACUAUAGAAGUAAGAUCGAAUCUGAGCUCUCCAAAAUCUGCGACGGUAUUCUUAAGGUUCUCGAUACAAGACUCAUUCCGACUACUGCUAACGGAGAUUCCAAGGUUUUCUACCUUAAGAUGAAGGGAGAUUACCAUAGGUACUUGGCUGAGUUUAAGACUGGCCAGGAGAGGAAAGACGCCGCCGAGCAUACCCUCACCGCUUACAAAGCCGCUCAGGACAUUGCAAACUCUGAAUUGGCUCCAACGCACCCGAUCCGUCUGGGUCUGGCUUUGAACUUCUCUGUCUUUUACUACGAGAUUCUCAACUCUCCAGAUCGUGCUUGCAGUCUCGCUAAGCAGGCAUUUGAUGAUGCUAUUGCUGAGUUGGAUACUCUAGGCGAGGAGUCAUACAAGGACAGUAAUUUGAUCAUGCAGCUUCUCCGUGACAACCUUACUCUCUGGACUUCUGACAUGCAGUAA